Messenger RNA from Spodoptera exigua (beet armyworm), 1329 nucleotides. The record is from the annotation of a GenBank genome assembly. Lineage: Eukaryota; Metazoa; Arthropoda; Insecta; Lepidoptera; Noctuidae.
GUCUUAACAGUCGUAAAGCAAUAAAAUAAUAUGAAACCUUUAACUUUUUUUUAUCAAAUAGAAUAGAUCCUACUUGCUUCCAAUCCAUAAAAUUUAUGUUAAUCGAUUAUCAGUUUUGUAUAUUAUAGAGGAAAAACUUUUAUAUUGUGUUUAUGAUUACAGUUAUAUGAUAAUCUGUUUCGAUAUAAAUACCAUUACUUGUAUCGAUUGACUACACUAAUCAGACAAAAUUGACAAUAUGCGCAUCUUCGCUUUGGUCGCUCUGUGUAUUGCAGCCGCCACAGCGGUUCCCUACAACCCCCAUAGGCGUAUAGAUGGUACGAGUGCCAGUAUCACCCAAUACCCCAGCCUCGUCUCUCUACUUUACGCAUACGAAUGGAGUGUGUAUGUCCAAGAAUGCGCAGGAGUUAUUAUAAACCAUCGUUCCAUCCUCACUGCUGCUCAUUGUCCUUACUUUGACGCAGUCCCAAAAUGGCGAAUCCGUUUUGGUUCCUCCUGGCCAAGCAGUGGUGGUCACGUACAUGGUGUGAAUGGAAUAAUUAUUCACCCAUAUUAUCGACCAAGAUUUUUGGAACAUGACAUCGCUAUCCUACGCUCUGCUACCGAUAUACACUUUGAUGACUUUGCUCGUCCUGCUGUGCUUGCAACUGCUGGUUACGUUGUACCAGACAACGCUCCUCUCUGGGUAGCUGGAUGGGGUGCACAUAGCUAUGGUGCACUGUCGGGAUCUGAGCAGCUUCGUCACAUUCAAGUUCAAAAAAUUAACGACUUGAAUUGCAGAAACAGAUACGCCUUCCGUAAGAUACCCGUCACAGCCAACAUGAUAUGCUCCGGUUGGGCGUCUGGUGGCCGUGACCAGUGCCAGGGUGACUCUGGUGGCCCUCUUUACCACAAUAAUAUCGUUGUUGGUAUCUGGUCUUUUGGUUUUGAAUGCAGCAGCGCAAGUGACUUCCCCAGUGUUAACAGCAACGUUGCUCGCUACAGCGGUUGGAUUUUGUCUAAUGCAUAAGAGAAAGAGAGUAUUCAAGCGAAGAAUAAAGGAAAUGAUGAUUAAAAUUGAUAUACUAUUUUGUGUUAACUUUUUUUUUACUUUAACUUUUAAAGAGUAUAGUGGCUUGCUUUUUUCGGUUUAAUAAAUAAGAAGAUUUAAGCUUUUUUAUGGUAAAAACCUCGACCAAGCAACUCAAACAUACAUUUCAUUAUAAACUAAUUUUAAAGCUCAAUUUUUAUUUAAAAAUACACGUUCAGAUACGGGUCAACUAGUUAUUGCUCAUCUUGUUUACUAUGAACAAAUAAUAAAAUUGCGGAACUUAUCAAAAACAAAAAAAU